UUUUUAAACCAGUUGCAGGUCUUCGUUGAGAGGAGAGAUAGUUUUCCUUCAGUCUUUAAUAAGUAAUAAUUCAAAUUUAAAGAAGAUAAUAUGUUAAAGAAAAAACGUAUAAAGAUUGAGUUUAUUUCCUGUUUAUUUUUAAGAGUAGUUUAUUUUCUGUUUGCAACAGGAGUAAAAAAUGCCAUUGUCAUUAAAUAAUAAAAGUCAAAACAAUAUUCAGCAGCCACCUUUUAAUUACCAACAGGUGAUGUAAAUGCAGGCUAUUGAGAUUUUGUUCAAAAGUCUUUUGUAAACCACUUGUAUUAUUGUGGCUGAACUUAGUUGCCAGUCUUGUUAAUGUGAAAUUUACCCGGGUUAUUGUGAUUGAAAUUACUUCAUGUAAACUGAAAUAGAGCAUAAAAUAGAAAAAUAUUAAAUUAUUUUAAUAGCAUAUAAAAAUACCUUCAUGUAAUAAUUAUACAGGAUUUUUGAAUAAUUUAUAUUUGAAGAACUAACCUUUCAAAAUUUAAUAAGUAUUUAUUACUGUAGAAAGAAUUGUUGAAGUCACAUUUUACAAGGUGAACUACUUAGUUCUUUUUAUAAGAACUAGCAACUACUAGGAAUUUAGGUAUAAAUUUUCAUUUGCUUUAUGAUAAUGAAGAAAAUUUGUGUCAUUUUGAUGAUUGGUUAAGACAUUGAUUUGAUUUUGUAGUAGAAAUAAAGAAAACUACAUAGAAAUAUCGAAAAUCCUGGUAGCAUCAUGUUAUAAGAGAGGUAGAACACAAUUGUAUAAAAAGGAAAUAUUAGAUUUAUAGCCUAGAUAAAAGUAUAAAACUUGCACUUUUUAAAGAAAAUAAUUCAAAACAAACCAAUAGACAGAUAUUUGGUUCAUUAAGACAUAUUGUACUUAACCAUACAUACAUUAUUUUACAUGUGUUUUCUGAAGCAUAAGAUAAUUUAAUAAAUGGUAUAAUUUUAAAUUUAAGUGUUUUUUGAACCAUCAGGAGCAAUUUUAGAUAUACUCACCUUUUCAAAUAUGGUAAACUGUUUGGUAAUUUGCAUUGUGCUGUGUUUCAUUUUGUAUUUCUUAUUAGCCAUAUUUUCUCUAGUUGAAAUUUGUAUAAAGUCUCUUGUGUCCACUUUGCUAUUUAUAAUUUGAUUUUCAUCUUUUUCCCUCAUAGGGGUACAUUAGUUUUUUAAAAUGCUUUCAUUCAUUUAAGAACUGGUUGUACCCAUAGUUUUGCAGAAUAUUUAAAACUUUAAAAAUUAGUGAUUGGAAUCUUUUCUUUAUCUGUUUUGAUCCCCACCACAAAUUAUCAAUUGAAUUUUCUUUUAAAAAAAUUAUUUUUGAUUGACAAAUGGUUGUACUUACAUAUAAUGAGUGCCAAAUGAUGUUUUGAUGUACUUGUAUGUAUACAUUCUACAAUUGUCAGUUGUAUAAUUUGCAUUGAAAAUUUGAAAAUUUUUCAUUUCUUUGUUGUGAGAACAUUCAAAAUCCUCUCUUCCUGCUGUAUACUGCAUUAUAGUUGGCCAUUGGCACCCUAUUGUUCUGAGUCAUAAAACUCGAGAAAUUAUUAACUCUGUCCUUUACUAUUGACAUUUAUGAAAUUUACUCUUUGGAGACUUGAAUGUGACUGUUGGGUAAAUGUGUGACUCUGUAAUAUAAAAUUUCUGUUCUAAAUUUACUUAGCACUUAUAGGCAAAUUGAUGUCAUCUAAUACUUUCAAUGAAAUAUAAAUAACAGUACUAUAGCAAAGACUAAAAGCAUUAGGUUUAAAGGUAAAAAAUAGAACCUCUAAAAUGACAGUUUAAUAACAUAUUAAAUUUUUUUCAGAAUGAAAUUCCUAAUAUACAGAACUUUGAGCUAAUCUACUUGAUGUCAGUGUGGCUUUAAAAAAAAUGCUGUCCUGAGAGAAAUUGUAUUUUUAGAGCAAGGAAUCUGUAGGUAUGGUGCCCAGUGUACUUCAGCACAUUCCCAGGAAGAACUAGCAGAAUGGCAGAAGAGAUACGCGUCACGAUUGAUAAAACUGAAACAGCAAAAUGAGAAUAAACAACUCUCAGGCAGUUACGUGGAAACCUUAAUAGAAAAGUGGAUGAAUUCGUUAUCUCCUGAGAAAGUGCUUAGUGAGUGUAUUGAAGGGGUGAAGGUUGAACAUGAUCCUGACCUGUCCGUUACGGUCAGCACCAAAAAAUCCCACCAGACAUGGACCUUUGCACUCACUUGUAAGCCUGCAAGAAUGCUGUAUCGUGUAGCAUUGCUUUAUGAUGCUCAUCGUCCUCAUUUUAGUAUCAUUGCAAUAUCUGCCGGAGAUAGUACUACCCAGGUAUCACAAGAAGUCCCAGAAAACUGUCAAGAAUGGAUAGGAGGAAAGAUGGCCCAAAAUGGAUUAGAUCAUUACGUGUAUAAAGUCGGGAUAGCAUUUAACACAGAAAUAUUUGGAACUUUUCGCCAAACCAUAGUUUUCGACUUUGGAUUGGAACCAGUACUCAUGCAAAGAGUAAUGAUUGAUGCAGCUUCUACAGAAGAUCUUGAAUAUCUGAUGCAUGCAAAGCAGCAGCUGGUGACCACAGCCAAGCGCUGGGACUCUUCUUCUAAGACUAUCAUAGAUUUUGAACCUAAUGAGACUACUGAUUUGGAGAAGAGCCUUCUUGUCAGAUACCAGAUUCCACUGUCUGCUGACCAGCUGUUUACCCAGUCCGUUUUAGACAAAUCCUUGACCAAGAUCAACUAUCAGUCGCGGUUGCAUGACCUCCUGUAUAUUGAGGAGAUAGCCCAGUACAAGGAAGUCAGCAAGUUCAACCUUAAAGUGCAGUUGCAGAUUCUAGCAAGCUUCAUGCUCACUGGAGUUUCUGGAGGGGCAAAGUAUGCUCAGGAUGGACAGCUUUUCGGUCGUUUUAAGCUUACUGAAACACUUUCUGAAGAUACUUUGGCUGGACGACUGGUGAUGACCAAAGUCAAUGCCGUUUACUUAUUGCCAGUCCCUAAUGAGAAGUUAGUACAGACGCAGGGAACCAAAGAGAAGGUUUUUGAAGCUACCAUUGAAGAAAAAACAAAGGAAUAUAUAUUUUUAAGGAUAUCCAGGGAAUGCUGUGAAGAACUUCAUCUCCGGCCUGAUUGUGACACACAGGUGGAACUUCAGUUUCAGUUAAAUCGAUUGCCUCUCUGUGAAAUGCAUUAUGCACUAGACAGGAUCAAGGACAAUGGGGUUUUGUUUCCAGACAUCAGUAUGACUCCUACGAUACCGUGGAGUCCCAACAGACAGUGGGAUGAACAGUUGGAUCCUCGACUAAAUGCAAAACAGAAAGAGGCUGUUCUGGCCAUUACCACUCCACUUUCAAUACAGCUGCCACCUGUUCUAAUCAUCGGACCCUACGGGACAGGCAAAACCUUCACUCUCGCUCAGGCCGUCAAGCACAUACUGCAGCAGCAGGAGACUAGCAGGAUUCUCAUUUGCACCCAUUCUAAUAGUGCUGCUGAUCUCUACAUAAAGGAUUAUUUACAUCCAUAUGUAGAAGCAGGCAAUCCCCAGGCAAGACCUCUCAGGGUAUAUUUCAGAAAUCGCUGGGUGAAGACUGUCCACCCAGUUGUGCAUCAGUACUGUUUGAUCUCAAGCGCACAUUCCACCUUUCAGAUGCCACAGAAGGAAGAUAUUCUUAAACACCGAGUGGUGGUUGUUACAUUGAAUACUUCCCAGUACCUCUGUCAAUUGGACCUUGAACCUGGGUUUUUUACGCAUAUUCUAUUAGAUGAAGCUGCCCAGGCCAUGGAGUGUGAAACCAUUAUGCCUCUAGCAUUAGCAACUAAAAACACUCGGAUUGUCUUGGCUGGUGAUCACAUGCAGCUCAGUCCUUUUGUUUACAGCGAGUUUGCCAGGGAGAGAAACCUUCAUGUUUCGUUACUUGAUCGACUCUAUGAGCAUUACCCUGCUGAGUUUCCAUGUAGGAUCCUCCUGUGUGAGAACUACCGCUCCCAUGAAGCUAUCAUCAAUUACACUUCUGAGCUUUUCUAUGAGGGUAAACUGAUGGCCAGUGGGAAGCAGCCAGCACAUAAGGAUUUCUACCCAUUGACUUUCUUUACAGCACGAGGGGAGGACGUACAAGAGAAAAAUAGCACAGCUUUUUACAAUAAUGCAGAGGUAUUUGAGGUGGUGGAACGUGUGGAAGAGUUAAGAAGGAAGUGGCCAGUGGCGUGGGGGAAGCUGGAUGAUGGCAGCAUUGGUGUGGUGACUCCAUACGCUGAUCAGGUGUUUAGAAUCCGUGCUGAACUUCGAAAAAAGAGGUUAUCCGAUGUUAAUGUGGAAAGGGUGCUCAAUGUUCAAGGAAAGCAGUUCAGAGUUUUGUUUCUUAGCACAGUACGUACAAGACAUACUUGUAAACAUAAACAGACACCAAUUAAAAAGAAAGAGCAACUUCUGGAAGAUUCCACAGAGGACUUAGAUUAUGGUUUUUUGUCUAACUACAAGCUUCUCAAUACUGCCAUCACGAGAGCACAGUCCCUGGUUGCUGUGGUGGGUGAUCCCAUUGCUCUGUGCUCUAUUGGAAGAUGCAGGAAAUUCUGGGAGCGUUUCAUUGCGCUGUGCCAUGAAAACAACAGCCUGCAUGGGAUCACUUCGGAGCAGAUCAAGGCUCAGCUGGAGGCUCUAGAGCUGAAGAAGACGUAUGUGUUGAACCCGCUGGCCCCUGAGUUUGUCCCCCGGGCUCUCCGACUGCAGCAUUCAGGCAGCAUCAGCAAACAGCCGCCGUCACCACCCAAGGGGAAAAGCCUCCAUCAUACCCAGAAUGAUCAUUUCCAGAGUGAUGGGAUUGUUCAGCCCAAUCCUUCCGUACUUAUUGGCAAUCCUAUUAGAGCAUUUACUCCUCCACCCCCUCUUGGACCUCACCCAAAUUUGGGAAAAUCUCCAAGCCCCGUUCAAAGAAUAGAUCCUCACACUGGGACGAGUAUUCUUUAUGUACCUGCUGUCUAUGGAGGGAAUGUAGUUAUGUCGGUGCCUUUACCUGUACCAUGGACAGGAUACCAGGGUAGGUUUGCAGUUGAUCCUCGAAUUAUUACCCAUCAGGCAGCAAUGGCCUACAAUAUGAACCUACUACAGACACACGGACGGGGCUCUCCUAUACCUUAUGGCCUUGGACAUCACCCUCCUGUCAGCAUAGGGCAGCCACAAAGUCAGCAUCCAGAGAAGGAUCAGCACGAGCAGAAUCGAAACGGUAAGAGUGAUACAAACAAUCCUGGACCUGAAAUUAAUAAGAUUCGAACACCAGAGAAAAAGCCUACAGAGCCAAAGCAGGUUGAUUUGGAAUCAAAUCCACAGAACAGAAGUCCAGAAUCGCGUCCUGGUGUUAUCUAUCCCAAUACCAAAUUUCCUCGCAAAGAUAAUCUCAACCCCAGACACAUAAAUCUUCCUCUUCCCACUCCCCAUGCACAGUAUGCAAUCCCUAAUCGCCACUUUCAUCCCCUUCCCCAGCUACCGAGACCCCCGUUCCCAAUUCCGCAGCAGCACACCUUGUUAAAUCAGCAGCAGGGUAGUUUGCCUGAGCAGCCAAAUCCGAUGCCACCCCAGCCCAACCAGCUUGCCCAGCAGCAGAGUCCGCUGGACCAGCAGAGCCCGCAGCCAGCUCCUCCGCUCUCCCCCGCGUAUCAGGCGGGGCCCAGCCCUGCUUUCUUCAGUGCUGCCGCUGCGCAGCGACCCCCGUCGCCUCCCGCCGAGGCUGUGCUGCCCGAGCAGCAGCCCCCUCCCCUGCUGCACGGAGGCCACAGCCCUCUCAGAGCCAUUGCCCAGCCUGGCCCCAUGCUUCCUCCGCACCUGAAUAACUUCCUUGAGGAGAACCCUCCAGGACUUCCUUUAGGGGAGGCUUUAGAUCGCAUCCAUGGGAGCGUAGCUCUGGAGACGCUGAGGCAGCAGCAAGCACGGUUACAGCAGUGGAACGAGCACCACGCCUUCCUGAGUCAGGGCAGCAUGGCGUACCCACACCAUCACCAUCCUCACCUCCAGCACCUCCCUCAGCCGUCCAUCGGAUUACAUCAGCCGCCCGUGAGGCCAGACUGGAAGGGUCCCGGCGGUGCCGAAGAAGCAGCAGAGACCACGUACACCAGGUUUCAAGACUUACUCAGAGAGCUGUCCCAUCGUGAGCAGAGUGAGACACGGGAACUAGCUGAAAUGCCCCCACCUCAGUCGAGACUUCUGCAAUACAGACAAGUCCAGACCAGAAGCCCACCAGCAGCCCCCUCUCCCCCAUCCAGUACAGACCACAGUGGCCACUUUUCUAACUUUAAUGACAACAGCAGAGACCUUGAAGUAGCCAACAGCCCAGCAUUUCCGCAGCGCCUCCCACCCCAGAUGUUCAGCUCGCCUUUCUCCCUGCCUUCAGAACACAUGGCCCCUCCCCCCUUGAAGUACCUAGCACCUGAUGGAGCAUGGACUUUUGCUAACUUGCAACAGAAUCACCUAAUAGGGCCGAGCUUUCCCUAUGGCCUACCUCCGUUGCCUCACCGGCCACCACAAAACCCUUUUGUACAAAUCCAGAAUCAUCAGCAUGCUAUCGGUCAGGAGCCUUUUCACCCAUUGUCAUCUCGAACAGUAUCUUCUUCUUCGCUCCCUAGCUUAGAAGAGUAUGAGCCCAGAGGCCCCGGUCGGCCCUUGUACCAAAGAAGAAUCUCAUCUAGCUCAGUCCAGCCUUGUUCUGAAGAAGGAAGCGCCCCCCGGGACAGUCUGGCUCCGUGCAGAGAGCUCCAGGACCAUGCUAACCCAGCUUCUCUCAACUUCUCUUCCCCGGAGUCCUGGGUCAACGCCACCUCAUCUGCCCCCUACCAGAACAUUCCGUGCAAUGGAUCCAGCAGGACAACCCAGCCCAGAGAGUUGAUAGCUCCGCCCAAGCCCGCCAAGCCCCCCGAGGAGCCAGCCGAGCCCGAGAGCCUCGAGGUGUCCAGCCCCUUCAACUACAGCGUGCUGCAGCACCUCGGCCAGUUCCCGCCGCUGCUGCCGCACAAGCAGGUGGCCGAGGCGGCGGGCGGCGGCCCGCAGAGCGCGGCGGCCAGCAAGCCGGCCAUGUCCUACGCCAGUGCCCUGCGCGCCCCGCCCAAGCCGCGGCCGCCGCCCGAGCAGGCCAAGAAGAGCAGCGACCCGCUGUCCCUGUUCCAGGAACUGAGCCUGGGCAGCGCGUCGGGCGGCAACGGCUUCUACUCCUACUUUAAAUAGGCGCUGGUUUCUUGCCGGGAGGGCUUGCGUUUGUACCGGUAGAGGUAAGGUAGUGGGACUCCCCGUAGACGCACCGUUCCCUUUGUUUUACUACCCGACAUGUCCUCACUUAAUUGCUUUGCUGCUAGACUUGCAACUAAUUUUUUAAAAGUAUAUUCCAUUAUUUUGCAUUUUUUGAUGUGAGUCAGAAUUUUGACAGCUUUUAUGUAGAAUAAAAAAUAUUUUUAAAUUUGUGUAUGGUUACAUAUGUUUGCAUCAAGCUAGCAGCUAAGAGGUUAAUUGUGCAACUAUUAAAAAAAAAGAAAAAAAGUUUGUCUAAAAUGUAUUUAAAAAGAAAAAAAAUUGUAAGUAGCAUUUACAUUUAUUCAAUAAUAUUACCACAUGCUGGGUUUCUGUACCAGAAAUGGCCAGUUGAUGUACAAAUGUAUGUUAUUUUUGCUUAAAUUCAUUUAAAAUUUUUUAAAAUAAAGGGGCAGCAUCUUCUAAAUACUUUUAAGUUUUAUCAGCUUUUUUUUUUUUUUUUUUUUGUGACAGGAUGCUGCACUCUAAGACUUUGACGGUUUUAGACUGUGUGCGCGUACUGUCGUAGCCUCCACCCACCGCAGGAUAGAGUCCAAGGCAUUCUUUGCAGGUGUAUUUCACAUGCCACUGAUUUUUUGAGACACACACGCAAAAAAACAGUGGCAUCCUUAGUUAUUUUUUGGACAAGCUGUACUUCAAGCUUGUUUUUAAUGUUAAUUUGAUAGUGUGUUUUUUUUUUUAAACAAAUCAUGAAGCUGAAAAAUUUUUAGGAUUGUUGGUGCUUAGUAGACUUGAUAACUAUUUUAAAAAAAAAUGCGUGAAUUUAGUAAAAUCCUCUUUGUUUUUCCUCACUAUGCAUGUGUAAAUGUGUGUAACCCGGCUUUCCUUCCUCCUCCACUGGUAUCAAAAAUUGUGCCGCUUUAAGGUUUGGGGUUUUUUUUUUUUUUCUUCCUCCAGUAAAAAAUUUUGGUACCUUAUUUGAUGUUUACAUUAAAAUGUGACAUUAUACAUGGCAAUUCAAAUAUUUUGCUAGCUGUUUUGUUUGAGGAACAUCAUUAAAGAAGAAAUGCAGUGUUUGUCAAAAAUAUAUCAAAAUUCAUUGAAAUCUGGGGCAAAAAAGCUACCCUUGUUUCUCAAGUCUUCGAUUCUUCUUAAAAUACCAUUAUUGAACUUGUACUAAAAUAUAAAAUUGAAAUAGCUAUCUUAAAUAUUCUGCAGCCUCAAAAUUGUUUUGAGUGAACUUUGGGAAAAUCCAGAGGAAAAUGUUUACCUCGUACAUCGCGUGAUCUUGACACACGUGAAACGGUGCGUGUCCCUGCCACUUUCCUGGCCCGUUAGUACUGCUUUUGUGUUUCAGAGAGCUGGAAACCCCCUCUCAUCUUCCCUUCUUUUGGGGAAGUUGAGGCUGGGCAACACUUGAAGAAGCCAGCCUUCCUCAUGGUCCACGCAAACACUGAGAUUUGGAAGGCUGCCUUUUGGUAGGCCCUCCUCCACUCAGAGCCCAGUGUUCAGACCACGUGGAAAGUGGCAGGGGCAGAGGAACAGCUCCCGUUCCUCCUGCGACUGGAGCCCAGUUCCCGUGGGCCAGCCGCAGCCCCUCCGGCGUUUCGGGACACGAGAUCUGUGUGUGUCUGGAGAACCCCAGGUAGCUGUGAGAGAUGUUGCUCUGCCUAACUGUAGUCAGAAGAAAAACAUCUGCCCUAGGCCUGUGUGUUUCCAGGUCCAUGACAAAACCCCAGGCGUGGGUCUCCUGAUGGUGGGACGUCUACAAUAAGUAACUGAUCCCCUCCCACCUCCAGAUACGAAGGUAAUUCACAAAGGUUAGUGGAAAAAUGGCAUCAAACAAUAAGUUCAUUUUGAUGCACCAAAAUUUUGAAAUCCCUGGAUGGUGCUUUUUCAUAGUGCACAUUGUCCAUGAACUUGAUGAAGACUCCUCACUUACAGAACUGCAACACAAGCUAAAGGAACGUUCAGAAGCUUCUCGUACUCUGAAGACAAGAAUCAUAUGGCCAAGAGCGGUCAGGCAAACCCGUGCUGUAGGUUGUGACUGAACUUUCUGUUUCCCAUACUUGAGCCUUUAAAAACAAAAUCAGGUUUUCAGUUACAUGUAUCUAGGCAGGGAGUACCUUGUAUAAAUACCCUGAUGGAAGGUGGCCGUUUUAGAUAAGGAAGGUGUCAGGGCGGCAGGACAGCCUCAUUCUCAGCCCGUGUUUUUGCAACACUAGAUAGUAAUAGCUCCUUACUGGUCCCUGCUCCGCUCUGCUCGGCUCUGAGCUUCUCAUCUGUUGUUUCCGUAGCCAGUCAAGGAGUCCAUCGUUGUUUCUGUCUGUUACUCUUUCUGGAUUCUGGAUUUCUCAGCAUUUCCUGGUGCCAUUCUUCUAGAGCCGUGCUUUUAGGAAUCGGAUACAGAGUCACGGUAUCCCGCAGUGGUUUUGAGCAAGUCCCUGCUGUGUAGGAAGCCUCCAUUGGAAUGCAACAUGGCUUCUGGGUACUUUAUGCUCUUUGGGUAUUAUGUGGGUAGUAUUGGCAAGAACCCAUACAUCAAACUUAACAAAACGUACCUUAUUUCACAUUUUAUAUAAUGGGUUCAACCUUAGAGCUCAGAUAGGAUUCUUCUAUAUAUAUUUCUAAAGAAAAAUUGAUGAUAAUUCUCAAAUAAUACCAAUUAUUACCAACUUCCUUUUCUUCCAGAAGAGAUUUCUUCUAAGUGAGGUUAAUUGCUCCCUUGAUGUCUUUCUGCGUCUUUGUUCUUUAUAGCACUCUGAAGUUUCCUUAAUUUUUUUGCAAGAACUUUUUUGUUCAUUUCACUUUUUAAUUUCAGUGCUACUUUUUUUUUUAACCUUAAAGACAUUCUUUUGAGUUUGUAGAGUAUUCAUGCUAAGUUGUUAUUUUUUUCUAAUCUAAAAAUGCUAAGAUUUGAAGAACUUCGUUCAGUAUAAUAUGGAAAUCUUCUGGUGUGGUUUUCUUUUUCUGUUCUUUUAUUUGAUAGGCAGGCAGAGAGAAAGAGAGAUCUCCCAUGUACUGGCUCACUUCUGAAAUGCCCACAAAUGGCCAGGGUUGGGCCAGGGUGAAGCCAGGAGACAGGAACGCAAUCCCAGUCUUUGUGGUGGGUGGCGGGAACCCAGUGAUCUGAGCCAUCACUUGCUUCCCACAGUCUGCCCUGCAAGAAACUGGAAUCUGAGCCAGAGCCAGGCCCCGGACCCAGGCCCUCCAGUGUGGGGUGCGGGCUCCUUCAGCACCAGGCUGACCACCUGCUCCUGCCAUGCUUUUAAAGGGGGUUUUGGUUGCCGUUUUGGCAUAUACUUUCCACAUUGUUGUAGCAGAGCUUUGUUCUUGGGUCAUCAAUAGUUAGUUAUUGGCCAUGUAAGCUAACAUGACCUUAAUUUUCCUUUCCUCGCACAGAGGUCAUUUUGCUAAAUCUAGUAACAAAGUGCUUAGUGUGACUUUGUUAGAAUCAGAGAAUCUCGAGUCGGUUCAGGUCUGGCGUCAACAUCGCCUGGUCUUUUCAGGUGGAAGAACAGCAGAACAAGAAAGGAGGUAGAACUCCUUCUGAAGAGAGGCUUCCUAAUUAAACACAGCGAUCUCCCAGACCUGUCGCGAAAAUCGUUCCCUUUGGUUGGAGGCAUUGAAGUGGCUGAGAAAGCCAACUGCAUCGGAGGAACUUUGAGGUUAUUAAUAGAGUCUUAUGUUUCCCUAGUGUAGCAGCUUUUGUUUUAUAUUUCUUAUCUUGAAGGGAAAGCUAUCAACAUCAAAGAAUGCAUCUCUCACCGCCGCUGUGGCUAGAGAAAGCCACCUUGGCUAAGAGUCAGGUGUGAAAAACAGCUUCAGGGUAAACUUUAGUAUUCCAGCUAUUGUCACUGAGAACAUUAGGUUUAUGGAGACAGGUGUUGAAAAAGAGACAGCGUUUACAGCAUGCCUCGUCAUGGACUCUUCUUUAAGAGGACUAUAAAAAUACAAGGUUAGAACUUUAAAUACAUUGAGAGACCCACAUUGCUGCUAUGAAACGUUACUGCGGCCAGCCAGCCUUUGUCCCCACAGCUCCUCAAAGGUAGUCCUUUGUCCUUUGUGUUGCCCAGGUGUUGUUUCUCACUAACGGUUCCCACCACCACCCUGUGCGUUCUCCCAGUGGGCAGGGUCAGAGUCUUCAGGCCCCUGCUCUGUCUCUGCUCUGCCCCCCGAGCUGCAUUCAGACUACCUAGCGAUCAGAAACAAUGGGCGAUGUUCUCGCCAUGAUCUCUUGUUCCAAGUGCCACCUGGGCGUGCCCGUCACGUAUCAUAGAGACGUCAUUUGGAAGGACUGGGUGCACGCUAGUGUCCAGUGUGCCUGUUGCUGUAGGCCUCUCACACUCGUGUCUGCGUGAGGGUGGGCGCUCCUUUGCUGAAACUCCACAGGGAAGCUGCUGCCUUCCCUCCUGCCACCCUCAGCCCUGUGACACUAGGGUUUUAUGGCCGCAGUGGCAAGGUCUUAUGUUUUACACUUUUAUAAGAACACACUCAGAAAAUGGCGUUAUGUUAUCACUUUCCAGUAGACUAUCAUUAAGCAGCUCCAAAAGCUGUUUUGACGUAACAUUGAACAUUUUUGAGCCCACCCAAAAUACCUACUUUGGAAUGAACUUUAAGGAUAUAAUCACCAGGGUCUCUCAGAUGUUUUGAAGAGAGGGACCUGAUAGAAGAAUCUAGACUUAGACAUGUGAACUGUGGUUGAAUCCCAAACCCAGUCGUACAGGGGUAGCCUGAAACUCAAGUGUGGAGAAAACCCAGACAGCGUUUGUGUCCUUAAUAGUUUUAGUAAUCAGAGUAUUAGACCAGACUUUGUUUGCAGUUUCUUCAACACAGAGAUUUUAUUUUGGUACAAAUAUUAAGCAUAAAGCAUAGUAAGUUUUAUAUAAUUCUAUGAGUUCAUUAAACAAUAUUAUGAAAUUUUCAUUAUGUUCUUGGGGAGUCUUUUUAGCUAUUUCUACCUCAUAUAUGAGGUCUGUUCUAUAUUUGAUUUUGCAUUCUAGCAUGUGAUUGCCUGCCUUAGAACUGUGUAUAGGAGGGGAAAUCGAUAUUCCCUUUUAAGAAAUCUGUGAUUUUAUGAAAGGACUUUCGUUUUGUUAGUACCUUUCCCCCCUGAUGUCUGAAACAUAAAGGGGAAAGGGUGGCAAAUUGCAGAAGUGACAAGAGUAGCGUCCCCUUACAGAUGGGCCCUGUUCUAAGAGUUCUGAGUUGAGAGCAGCAUAGAGCAGUGGUUCUCAGAUGUUAGCCAGCGGCAGAAUUACCUCAAGGUCUCCUUAAAGUACCAGUUGCUGGCCUGCAGCCCCCAGAGUUUCUAGCUCUGGGCUGCAGCCGGUCCAUUUGCUUUUCUGGAAAGUUCCCCCUCCACGCCCUCCCUGCUGGUCUGAGAACCACUGGUCUAGAAGCAAGUCUGCAAAUCUUCCUCGUGCGUCAGUUUACUUGGUGUGCAAACCAGGGCUUUGGAGACACUUUGCUAAUCCCGAGGCCAUGCGUGCAAUAUUCCUGGAGGAAGAGCUCAAUGCCUUUGGCCUGACUGCUGGCCCUUCCUGUCCCUCACCACUGCUGGGCUCCGUGCCGCUCUUCCACAUGGGGUGAAAGCAUUCCUAGUGGAGGGGAGUUUGAUUUCUGUGCCCUGCUGCCUGGGCUGUGGGCUGGACGCCGUGUGUGUGUGGCGUGCUCAGGGUCCGUCUCAAUGACCUGUGCACAUGCAGAGGAGCGUGGUGGAGAGAAGCCGUCUGAAUGCCCCAGGCACGUGAGGCUCUCAGCAGGGGAGUCUCUGUCCUAUGCUGGCAGUCACAAGGACCAUCCAAAACAAUAGAAUCCCCGAAGAAGGUAUUGUGCAGCUUUUUGGGGUGUCUUGGGGUGGGGUGAAGGCACAGGAUUUGCUUUUCAAGAGAUGAGUUUCUCAGGUUCACCAAGUUACUUUGAAUUCUGUGCCGUGCCAGCAGGUGUUAGGGAGAGCCUGAAGUGGUGAUGUGGCAGAAAAUGUAAUUGUCUCUAAUUACUUUGCUACCUUUAAAAAGUCUGUAUAUGUUUGCAAAACAAUAUAGGGGAGUCUACUGCCUACCCAGCAUGAAUUAUUCAUAAAUUAUAGGUGCACAUGUAUGAACAAAUUAUUUUUGAGAAAGAAACUGCCUAAAAUCUGAUAAAUCUGACAGGUCUUUGGCUACUUUUAAAUGUGUGUGUUGUCUUUGUUGUCCUAAUAUUCACCCCAGACUGUGGGGAGUAUUGGGCUCUGCUUCUGGUUUUAGGUUGGCUUGGAAUUUACUGAGAUACUAGGAAAAUGGCCUUUGGUUUGUAAGGUGUUAGAACUGGAAUGGCUUGGGUGCCGCGACAUGCCUGCUGCAGUCAUCAAGCGUUGGGCCUUGGGGUUCCUGAAGCACAGGACGUCCCCCUGAGAAGGCGGGAGACCCUUCCUGAGCGCCGUCGGCGUGCUCAGCGCAGCCCCCGCUGCUGGGGGCUUUGAGUCACUGACACUUUUUUUGCAAAGACCUUUUUGUGUCUCCUUGUGGGUCAGAGGGCUCUGCUGUUCAGGUUGAGGUCCCAGAGUGACAGCUGCGAGUGUUGCUCAGCAUUCCCGCCCCUUCCUGCCCCACCCAGUCCAGAGGGAAGGUCCUGGAUUUUCGUAUACCCAGAGCACGCCUGCUCCUGUAAUGCGUUUAUGUGACAUUCUGGACAUCAUGUACUGUAUCCAAGUUUCUGUGCCAGUCAUCAGAUUUCUUUGAAACCCAUGAAGGUACUGGUUAUGCGUGAUAGUUGUGUCCUAGGUAAAUACGGCAAUGAGAACACUUCUCUGCAUGCUGGAGGUCGUGAGUGCUGCAUUGUAUGAAAGGGCCCUGUUGCUAGCGACCAGGGUUCUUUCUGAAAUGCUUCCGAGAUGCCACUGUUAACAGUUCUUUAACUCCUCAGCUAAUCGCAUGGGAUGAGUGACUUAGCAAAUGCAUCCUGGGGCUUCCUUGGGAAGUCUUUCCUAAGGGAAGCCGUGGAAAGUGGAGUGGUCAGUGCCCAUCUCUUCGGAGUACCAGCUGCAUAGCUGUCUAAGUUAGCAUAAUUUAUGGCAGAAUUAUAACUUUUUUUCUUUGCAGUGAAUGAUACCUCAUCUGAGAGGCUCUAAUACCUAAAAGAGUUUAUUGUUAAAAGUGAAAAUGACUUUGUACCGUUAAAUAACCCCAAAGCUACUCUCUAGGGUGUUGAUUUUCCUCCUUUCUCUGUCAUGCUCUUUCCUAACUUAGUUUUGGGAUUACUUUAGCUCCUUGGUUCCUUAGAGCAAGUUUUCAGUUUGGGGGUCUACAGUUCCUACAGUGUGGCCAUUGUCUCAGUGAAGUUCUUUUGUUCUAAAAGACUCAUGGUAACACAAGAUGUAUUUUACUGCUACAACUAAAAUGUAUUUAUAAUAAAAUGCCUUUUUAAUAAUUUG
This is a messenger RNA of Oryctolagus cuniculus (rabbit), 14607 nucleotides long. NCBI's taxonomy places the organism in Eukaryota, Metazoa, Chordata, Mammalia, Lagomorpha, Leporidae. The record is from RefSeq and is a predicted model, not a curated record.